UUAUUUUUACAUAAACCAAACAAGUGCUUAUCUUAGCCAAGGAAAAUUCUUCAACUACACUGCAUGGCAAGGGAAAAUGCUACCUUUGAAUGAAAAAUUGAAGUCCUUGUUCUUCUUGAAAGGAUGGAAUUUGAACCAUCUCAAACAGAUCACCUGCGUUGUGAUCACUUGUGGCCUCUCACAUCAACAUCACAGUUCCUUUUUCAGCAAACUACUCCGCCUUUCCUUACUUCUUCCUUCAUUCCCAUCUUCUUAUGCUUAUUCUCUCUUCGGUCACAUCAGAAACCCCACUAUACAUACAUGGAACGUCAUCUUCAAAGGCUUUUCUAAUACUUCACAUCCUCAAAAGUCUAUUACUUUCUAUAUGCAAAUGCGCCAAGAUGGGGUUUUUCCUAAUAAACAUACCUUUCCUUUGCUUCUAAGAGCCUUUUCUAGAGCCAAGAAUGAAAACCCACAUCUACUUUUAGCUCAAAUAUUGAAGUUUGGUUUCAUUUCUGACCAGUUUGUGCAGAAUUCUUUGGUUUCUUGUUUUGCCAGCAGUGGGCACGUGGCCAUUGCACGCCAAGUGUUCGAUGAAAUUACGCAAAAGGAUGUGCUUUCUUAUACUGCAUUGAUUGAUGGGUAUGCCAGGAAUGCUCUGCCAGUUAAAGCAUUGGAACUUUUUAUGGAGAUGAGAGAAGCAGAAGUUAAGGUGGAUGAAGUGGCUGUUGUAGCAGCUCUUUCUCCUGCUGGAACAUUGAGAUGUGUUUGGUUUGGGAGAUGUCUUCAUGCUUUCUAUGUGGAGGCUGGGAGGGUUUCUAGGGAUGUUUACAUUGGUAGUGCUCUUGUUGAUAUGUAUGCUAAAUGCGGGUUUUGGGAUGAUGCCUUGAAAGUUUUUGAAGACAUGCCUUACAAGAAUCUUAUUUCUUGGAGUGCUAUGAUUGCUGCUUGUGUAAAUUGCAAUAGAUUUAAGGAAGCACUCUGUGUUUUCGAAGAGAUGCUGUCCGGAAAGGUUGUGCCCAAUCAAGUAACAUUGACAAGCGUGCUCAGUGCAUCUACUAGGCUUGGAGCACUGGAGCAAGGAAGAUGGAUUGCUAAUUAUAUAAAAGAACACAACAUAAAGUUUAAUACAGCACUUGGCACUGCUUUGAUAGAUAUGUAUGCAAAGUGUGGGUGCAUUGAAGAGGCAUUGUUGGUUUUUGAGAAGUUGCCAAAUAAAGAUGUUUAUGUAUGGACUGCUAUGAUCAAUGGCUUGGCAACACAUGGUGAUGCUGAAAAAUCCUUGGCCUUCUUCUUAGAAAUGUUGAGAGAUGGUUUAAGGCCCAAUGAAGUAACCUUCAUUGGCAUUCUCAGUGCUUGUUCUCAUGGAGGACUCGUGGAUGAAGGACGACGGUUGUUCUCAUUAAUGGACCAAGUUUAUGGUGUAAAACCUAAUUUAGAUCAUUAUGGCUGUAUGGUCGAUCUUCUGGGCCGGGCAGGGUAUCUGGAAGAAGCUUGUAAAUUGAUUCAAGACAUGCCUAUGAAACCUACUCCUAGCAUAUGGGGCGCUCUCUUCGGUUCAUGCAUGAUUCACAAGGCUUAUGAAUUAGGUGAAUGGAUAGGAAGACAUCUAAUCGACAUACAGCCUUAUCACUGUGGCAGAUAUUCACUCUUGGCAAAUUUGUAUUCUACUUGUAAAAAUUGGGAAGGGGUCGCUCAAGUUAGGAAAAUGAUGAAAGAGAUGGGUGUGGAGAAGACCCGGGGGUGUAGUUGGAUCGAAUUGAACGGGGAAGUGCAUGAGUUUAUUGCCUUUGAUGGUUCACAUGCUAAGUCUGAAUAUGUUUACACCAUUUUGGAUAACCUAGUCAGUCAACUACGGCACAUUACCAUUUCUCCAUGUGCUGAUUCUUUAGUUCUUGAGAGUAGCUGUAAGUAACCAGAGUUUAGGAUUUGCUCAUUGGCAAGGAAAAGUAUGCCUUAGAGCCUUGUGACGACACUGAAGCACCCACUAAGCGAGGCGAAGCACUCAACAUGUCUUGCACCUUGCUCCUGGGCUUAAGUGCGCCUUUGACAACACUGCAGUUCGCUUACAAAUUACAAGUUGCUGUCACAUCUUAGCUAGUUUAAGGAUAAUCUUGGCAUCCUUGCAAAAUCUGAAAGGCUUCUUUGAGGAUGACAUCACCAUUUUGGUGUCUCUUGACUAACAUGGAUCCUUACUAACUUUGGUAGAGCUCCUGCCUGUUAAUAGUUUAUCUGAAAUUCCCUACACGGUUCAGAUGUUGGUUUUUUAAAUGCGUGGAAAGGAGUAAUAGAUACCUCAACAUCAGAAGAUUGUCCCAAGAUUUAGUCUGAAACUUAAGUAUUAGCCCUUUUCGCAGCAUACAGCAGCUUUAGGUUAUUUCAUCCUUAUGAAUUUUGGCACUGGCCCUAUCUCCUCUAUUUACUUUUAUUACCCAUGAUGCCAUUCUCAUAGAUCACUGCAUCCUUAGCCUUAUGAUCCACAAUUACUCUCUAAUUGGAGAUGUGACUUGACAAAUUUUCAGCUUCAUCUUUAUUCAUUGUUCCAAGUUUUGCCAGCAAGUCUGUACUGUUGAACAUCAAUGUAGACUUGAAAAGUGUAUGCAAUCCCUCUAAUUGAAGCUUUUUAAUAAGUUGGCUCCUCAGAAUAAAAUCUUUACAUCAUUUGGACUUCUAGAAAACUAUAUCAGCACAAAUAAGAGGGCAGGCUCAAUUCUUCAUCUUUUGGGUUUAUGCCAUUCAAGGAAACCUUGAGAUAAUUUAUCGUUCAGUGUUAUCAAAGGCAUGCUUGAAGCGCGCUUAAGCCCUAAAGCGAGACAUAAAACAUGUUGAGCGCUUCGCCUCGCUAGCGGGCGCCUUAGUGUUGUCAUCAAGACUCUCUAACAUACUUUUCCUUGCCAAUGAGCAUAAUCCUGAAGAGGCGACACAAAAUAAUUGAUAUUUUACUUUACCAUAAAAAAAAAUUCAAUUUCUCUGUCCAGAUAUUUGUUAUUCAUGCUUAUAAUUAUUAGUCUUGGACUACACAUACAUAUUAUUUUUUUCAUCAUUAAAACCUACACUUUAAUUGCGCUGUAUGCUUAAAAUUCCAACUGAUCUUAGAGUUUUUUGCGCUUUUCGCCUUUGAUAACACUGUUAUAGUUUGAUAUAUAGGCUAAGUGAAGCAUGCCAUACCCUCUUUUUUACACCCUCAUUCCUCGUAAAUGUCUGAAUGUGGGUUCCCAUCUGAUUCUUCUUACAAUGACCAUGUGAGAAGAACCCUAUUGAAAAGGAUCCUCACCUCCAACCAAGAGGUUGAGUGUCAGUCACUAAGUGAUAAAAGGUCUCUAUUGACUACUGGACGGGGGUUUCAGGAAUGUGGCUUACCACAUAAAAAUUAUUGUGGGUUCUGUUGCUUCUGUAUUAGGCCGAAAGGACAAAGCUCUCUGACAUGGUUCUGGUAGAGGGUAGAUUUGUUGUAGCUUCUAGAAACCAUGAAUGGUGGUUUCCAAAAGAUGCCACUUGGUUUGAUAGGAUUUGAAGUCUUCGAUGGGGCUGAUCUUACUAGGUUCUAUACUCACACAUACCUUGUUUUUAUUCCUCCUGAAGUUGAAUCGCCUUAUAAUUUUUCUCAGCUCAGCCCCAUUAGUCUGAGUAACAAUUCUAACAGGAUUAUAUCCAGGAUCCUAUCAACAGACUGGCUAUUCUUCUUCCUAAACUUAUUUCAGUGAAUCAAUCAGGUUUUCUUAAGGGCAGUCUAAUUAGCGAGGAUAUUUUAUUGGCUCAGAGAUAGUCCAUGGAAUCAAAGGAGAGAAUUAUGGAGGUAAUGUUUUCAUGAAGCUUCUUGAUAUGUCCAUAGCUUAUCACAAAGUAUCUUGGAUUUUCUUAACUAGGUUCUCCAGAGGUUUGGAUUACUGACAUUAUCUGCAGAUUCAUCUCAAAUGUAUGGUACUCUAAUUUUUAACAGGACCAGGAAAGGAUUUUUUUCAUUCUUCAAGGGCACUCAAGCAGGGCUAUCUUCCCUGCACUUUUCAUCUCAGGUGCAGAGGUGCUUUCUAAAAUGCUAAGUCAGCUCUAUGGAGAUGAAGAAUGCAUUGGUUUUACAAUGCAGCGGAAAGGACCACAAUUAAAUCAUUUGUGCUAUGCAAAAUGUUGUGAUUGUCAUCACCUCUCGAGGAAAAAGAUUCACUUGCUUGCUUUUGAAGCAGUUGAGGCAUUAUGAAGACAUGUUAGGAGAUGAAUCAACAGAGAGAAAAGCUUCUUUCUCACCCAUGUACACACAGAUCAAAGGACAAGGGAUGGAAUCAAAAGAUGGAUUGGUUUUCAGCAUCAAAAGUUUCCACUACAGUACUUGUGGUGUCCUAUCUGUAAUGGCAGAAAAAGGUUGAAUUAUUUUGCUCGGGGUUGGCAAAGUUACUUACACCAGGUGGUAGGGCGGUGAUUAUAAUAGUUUUGCAAUCUCAAACCUUACACCUAUUUGCAGCUAUUACUCCGUCUAAAAUCAUAAUCAGGCUAGUUAUACUUUGCUAUCUUCUUUUGGGGCCAAAAGGAAUGGAAAGUAAAUUAUCAUUGGAGUUCUUGGCUGAACCUCUGUUUUCCUACAAAUGAGGGAGGGUUGGGAUUUAAGAGGCUGGAGGAAAUUUGUAAAUCUGUUGAAACGAAAUGGUGGUGGAGAAUGAGGACUCAAAAGAACUCGUGGUCUGAAUUCCUAAUUGCAAAAUAUUUCCGGAGAAGUCAUCUAGUGUCAAUUUGUUGGCACUCUGGGAAAUCUUAUAUCUGGAAACACUUGAUGGCGAUCAAGUACCACACUGAACCAAAUUUGAUAUGGAGAACUGUGCUGGAAAUAGUAAUUCACCGCGGGACAAGUGGACAGGUUUGGGGCGAAAAAUUACAGUGUAUUUUCAAAGUUAAAAUUAUUUUGUUAUGUAUAUAUAGUAGAUGUUGAACCCCCUGACUUCUUCGUGUAUUUACCUUUUAGAAUUUUUGAACCCCCUGGAUGAAAAUCCUGGCUCCGCCACUGGUGCCAGAAUCAUAUAUAGCUGCAGAAGACCAGGUGCAGUUGUAAAUAUGGUCAGAAAAGUAUAACUUUUACAUGUGCUAUUGAUUCUGUGGAAUUUGGAUCUUGUUUUAACGUGAAUUAUCCUUGGUACAGAAUCUGUUAGAUGGUUGAAGUUUACAAGCCUGUUCUCGCCCGCAGGAUUGUCUUUUUUUUUUUUCCUCAAUUAGGAUGGGCAUUCAGAAAAUGUCAGUGAAUAUCUAACAAAAGAAGUUUUCAGUUUAGGAUUUGUAUGGUUUUAGAUAUAUGUGAAUGAUUGAGCAAAUAUGAUAUUCGUAUUUUUGUUGUUA
This is a messenger RNA of Lycium barbarum (goji berry), 5298 nucleotides long. Its product is annotated as pentatricopeptide repeat-containing protein At1g50270. Gene Ontology annotation, biological process: RNA modification. The record is from RefSeq and is a predicted model, not a curated record. The transcript is spliced from 2 exons. Gene Ontology annotation, molecular function: RNA binding; protein binding. NCBI's taxonomy places the organism in Eukaryota, Viridiplantae, Streptophyta, Magnoliopsida, Solanales, Solanaceae. The coding region runs from base 77 to 1894 and encodes 605 amino acids.